Molecule: messenger RNA, 2556 nt
Organism: Symbiodinium necroappetens
Lineage: Eukaryota; Dinophyceae; Suessiales; Symbiodiniaceae
Source: the annotation of a GenBank genome assembly
AUGGCUGCCAUGGGCCAAGCACCCGGCUACUUGCCGGGAUGGGCUGCCCAGUGCCCUCCGCCAGUCCGGGAGCAGCGAGAGCGAGCCCCAAAAGCUGACAAGCAGGACGUCCAGGAUUCCCAUGCGCACAGAAACGGCGAUGCCCACCAAGGUCCGUCAAGUAUGGACAUGGACGAAACCUCAAGCACAUAUAGCAAGAAGGGAUCGCCAUCCAGCAGCGUGCAGGCAAGUGCGAAGUCAGAUGGCAGGCACAGGCAGUCGCAGAUGACCCACAUUCCCACAGAAGAAGAUGCACUGCACAUUCCCGGAGUCCCUGAGCAUGACACUUGCCCGUCGGUGUGGCCGGCCUUCCUCGCAGCCAGUCGCGAGAAGAGAGAAAAAGCAGUGAAAACAGACAAGGCAGGGAAGGGCAGAAGCGGAAGCGGCGGAAGCGGCGGAAGCUUGGGAAGCGGAAGUUUGGGAAGCGGAAGCCUGAGCUCUGGCUCCAAGAAGGAUGGAAGGCAGAGGCAGGAUCGCCAGGGAGCAGCGGCUCAAGGAGCUCGGGGUGCCAAGGAGCCGAAACGGAGCCAGGGCCAGCCGAAGGGCCGCGAGGGCCGCGAGGAGGGGCCCGGCAGCGAGGAUCUCAGCGAAGCGGCCUUUGAGGCGGCGGCGGCCGCUGCCCGGCAAGCGGCCGAGGAGGCCGCAGAAGCAGCGAAGGCAGCGCAACUGCAAGAGCAAGUAGCAGCUCAGCGUGAGGCCCAGCUAAAGGAUCUUGAAAGUCAAUUGGUCGCGGCAAAGAAGCGCAACGAAGAGCUGGAAGCAGCAGCUGCACUCGCAGCACGCAGGGAGGAAGAGCUUGCGGCGCAGGCUGCGGAGAUGCAAGAUCUGGCAUCCAAACUGAGCAGCACGAAGCAGCGAAACCAGGAGCUCGAAGCUGAAGCUGCGGCCGCUAAAGCAGCCAGCAAGGCUGCGAAGGACCAGGCCGCCAAAGCUACGGCUGUGGAGGAGCACGCGAGAGAAGUGGCGGAGGCGGCGGCCGCGGCGGCUUGGGCAUCAGCGAAGGAGUCUCGUAUCGCCGAAAUGCGAGCACGGCCCAUGCCUGCUCAGGAAGUGGAGUCCGAAGCUGUUUCCUGGGCGCCGCCUGCCACAGGGCUGCCACAGGAUGGAGACAAGGCCCAGGAAGGUGCAAGCAGGCAGAAAGCCAACUCGGAUCAGACUCGGCCAAGCGACAGGAGAUCGCGGCGCGACCAAGGCAACGGCCGAGGCAGCCAGCGGGAAGCAUCGGACAAAACCAAUUUGGGCACCAGCGCUGCGCAUGCGACGCGAGAUGAUGGCCAACUCGUCGAGGGGCCUCCCCGACAUAAAAGUGUUCGCCUCGCAGAUGCUGCUACCAGGAUUGACUUUGACAGGCAAGACACGGACAAGAAUCCGUCAGGUGCGGGGAAAGCACCAGCGCGCGGAGAACGUGGGGCGAAACGGGCAGGAGCCACCUCCUUUUCAGCAAGGAGUUCCGACGGGAAUCCGGCCAGUCGGGCAGGAAGCAUGCGUUUGGGUUCAGAUCGCCGAGGAGCUGCGAUGUCAAAGAGUGGGGAGGCAUUCCCAGGCUUGACCAAGAAGCAGCCGGAAUCCCCAAGCCCAACGUCGCCAAUGUCUCCACAGUUUGAUCCCAGCGCAGGACGGCAGCGAGGACGGGAGGUGACGCUGACCGAGGAGCGCUUCUUCCAAGCGCCACCCGCCGGCGCGUUGCAGGUGGACGAGCACGGCCCAGGCGUUGACGAUUGUGACCGAGAAGUGAUGAUGGGCGUUGAGGAUGAUGAUGGUGACGGCUCCCGAAGUUGCUGGCCGUCUCAGGCUGUUUCCAUCGGUUCCAUUGGGUCCUAUAUGCAGAUGGAGGAUGUCUCCGAGAUCUCACCAGACUCACCCGGCCAGUCUGCCAAGUCUGCCGGGUGGCGAAAGCUACGUGCGAAAUACGGUACGGCCGCUGCUUUUGAACAGCUGCUGCAGCAAGUCCGUGCGCACAACACCCAGCAGCUGUACGAAGAUGAUUGGACGCACACAUUGGCAAGCUCUCCUGUUGCUGCUGAUGGUCGUCCAGAGCCCGUGCAAUCUGUGCAUCUGCUUCGGGAUUUGCUUCUCAACUUCACAUACCUUCGAACCGUAAGCCGAGAGAGCUCCAGCGAGUUGAGCCAUGGCCCCUUCGCCUGCCCGUGGCGCACGUGUGGACUUUACAAGACGAUGGCCAGGCGCAAAGCGAGCAGACAAUGCUGGCCUUACCGGACGUCGUUUUUCAUCUUCCUAGCUGGUGCUGUGGUGUUUUUCGUGGUUGGGCAGCCUGGGGAGCGCACCACGCUGCUGGCGAAUGUGGGCUUCGAGCUUACGCUAGGAAGCGUUUCUUUGCCAGAAGGACAGCCAGAUGAACACGAGCCGCCGUCUGCAGCCCGGUCGAACCCCCAAGGCCUCAGCUCCUGGUACGGCUUCUACAUACAUGCUCAUGGGCGCCCGGCAGCUGUGAUUCGUUUAGUCAGAGAGGUCAAGAAGUUUUUUGCCGGAUCUCCGACGCUGGCUUGCCCAAAUUAG